CUUUGCCAACAGAAUCUUCGUCUCCACGACCCGCGGCCGCAAGUUACAACAUCUUCGUCAUGUGCAUCACAGUCUAUUCCUUAUUUACUGUUUGUGGACAUUACCCGCCCUCCGAUGAGCAGAGAUGCGCAACUUACUCCAGCUAUUCGACCCCGAGGAAGAAAUUUGUGGAUUGCUGCGAUAACGAGGCCAAAAUAGUCAAAUUCGUCUUUGGUUGGUGCCCAGACUGCGAGAUAGUGCUCUUCGAAGGUGUCACUACUGGCAAAGGGAAGGAGAAGGCGCACGACGGCGAAUCUCGAAACAUACACGCCGUUCGGCGAUAUUGGGAAUACAAGUUUAUUAUAGGAUGCGCGACGGCCAUUAAUGCUACGACACGGUUACGGUUUAUAGUCAGCCUCGAUCGGGAUAUGGCAAUGGACAGCCCAACGCGGACAAGCAUAAGCAUGUUUAAUAGACUGCUGGAGAUGCUGGAACUUGGAAGAGAAAUGUCCCUUUCUCAGAGAGCGAUGGAUUUUCGCACGUUGACUGUCGACGAGGCGACGCUUCAGAGAGCACUCUUGAGGUUGAAGCCUUCUGAGAUAUGGCUUGGGCCGGGGAAGCAUAGCUAUGCUAUCGCUGGUCGGGACGGAUUCGCAACAAUGCUCCAUAUGGUAAGAAUCGGCACCAUUAUGUGGGCUAAUGGUGAUGAUGAGGUUUAUGAAAAGGAGCCUAGCGUGUCUUCACAUUGGGAGAGUCCUUAUGCCCCGGGAAUCUGGAAUGUGACUAGAUAUGGUGAGGCUGUAGCUGGUGCAGCUGAGGCUCCGUACAUAACUGGAUUGACGUGGCGAGAGGGUAUUAAGCUGAGACUUGAGUCAAUACUGGAGGCUUGGAGUUAUAUUGUGUAGCGAUGUACCUCUUUACCUUGCUUUUUGCUUGGAGCGAAGAAUGUUCCAAAUGGAUUAACUAGCGAAUAAUAUAAUAGCCGAAAUGAUGCGUUUUGGAAGCUCGGAUGGAGGACAUUGCAUGGUGAUUUUAGUGUAGUCUGUUUGCGAAGUUGUACACACUACUUA
Trichoderma asperellum CBS 433.97 is the source of this 1049-nucleotide messenger RNA. RefSeq lists its product as uncharacterized. NCBI's taxonomy places the organism in Eukaryota, Fungi, Ascomycota, Sordariomycetes, Hypocreales, Hypocreaceae. The record is from RefSeq and is a predicted model, not a curated record.